AUGUGUGAGUGUGUGUGUGUGUGUGUGUGUGUGUGUGUGUGUGUGUGUGUGUGUGUGCGAGUGUAGUGAUUGUGUAUGUGUCAGUGUGUCCGCUUCAGAUGGGUGAGAAUGUGGAUGAUCGAAAAGGUGGAACAAGUAAGGAAACGGACCGGCGAAGAUUCAAAGUCGAGGGAGACAACUCAAAAGACUCUGACGCGACCGUAACGCAGGGAGAAUUGCGCGACGGGUUUCGUACUUCGCUCAAAGUGUUGUCUACCGGUGGGUUGUGAGCUCGUGGUGGCGUGGUGGUAGAAAAAAAAAAUCCUCGGGAUGCACUCCCGCUUUCCUCGCGCUGGCCCGGGAAUCACGCGCCAUUGAGGAGCGAUACUGUGCAUGCGCCCUGGUCGCUCGCCUCGCUCGGACGAUAAGAACAGCGGCGUGGCGUCGGCCUCCAUUUGCGAAUUCGUGUUUAGGCUCGAAGAAUCCACCGAGGCCUGCGGACUCACUCGACGGCACGCAACAGUUGGGAUUUGCUGUAAUUAUAUUAGUCGUCGGAAGAGCAGCAGCGGGUAUAUACAAGCCAUUGAGAGAUGUUAGAUAAAGUUGAACUGCUGUAGCGGUCAUCAAGGCCCACCUGUUACCCCUAAAGCCCCCACCGUGGACGGGUGUCUCCGGAACUCUCUUCAUGAUGGACCUGCAGCCUGCCGUGUCAGUCCAGGUGGGCGCCGACAGCAAGGAGCCGGCUGUCACCCUCACCGCACCCUCUGCACCUGAGCCGCUCAGUCUAAAACCCUGCCUCUUUAACUCAGAGCUUGUGGAGAGCCAUGCUGUGUCUGUGACCAACACAGACUCCAUGCCAACCCUUCCUUCCUCGCCUGCUGAGGCAUGCCUUGCCAAGCUAGCUACAACCUCACCCACCACCUCCACCGCGGAAGGCACCGUCGUGGACAAAAGCCCUACUACCUCAGACAUCGCCUCGGCCUCGGACUCCCUCGCAAGCACCGGGACGAGUUUGGCCGAAUCGACAACUACAACAAUAACAACAAUAACAAUGGCGGCGGAAGCAGUAGAGUCUUCUUCGCCGCCUCCUGCCUUCGUGGCUCUGAGCGUUGACCCGUUCCAAAAGGGCCACUCUCCCGCCGUGCUGAGGUUCAAGGGCAUCAGCGUCACCCUGGAGAACAACAGCGUGUGGAAGCAGUUCCACUCCUACGGCACCGAGAUGAUCCUCACCAAGAGCGGCCGCCGCAUGUUCCCGUACUGCCGGUACCGGCUGUCGGGCCUCAACCCCAGCCAGCGCUACAGCCUGGUGCUGUCCAUCGUCCCCGCCGACCAGCACAAGUACCGCUGGAACACCAAGAAGUGGGAGGUGAUCGGAGCCGCCGAGUACCAAGCCCAGGGGCUGAUCCGCGCCUUCCCCCACCAGAACUCCCCCUGCCUGGGCUCGGAGUGGAUGAACACCCUGGUGUCCUUCUACAAGCUGAAGCUGACCAACAACAUGAGCGACCAGGAAGGACACAUGAUCCUGCACUCCAUGCACCGCUACAUUCCCCGGCUGCACGUCAUACCGGUGCUGGACGGGGACGGGCCCACGGCGGACCAGCCCGUGAUCAAGGGGCCCGAGAGCAUGACGUUCACCUUUCCCCAGACAGAGUUUGUCACCGUGACCACGUAUCAGAACCCCUGGAUCAUACAAUUGAAAAUUAAUCACAACCCCUUCGCCAAGGGCUUCCGGGAGGAGGGCAUCCAUCCCCGCCUGUUCAAGCCCAAGUUGGGGGACUCUCCGGGGACGAAAGAGGCCCAAUCGCCGGUCACGAAACCGGCUGAGGACGACGACAACGACGGCGGAGCCAUGGAGAUCAGCAUGGAGAAGACGCCCGUUGCCUGCACCAACAUGUCCCCCCUCCCGACCCCUCUCUGCGAUACACCCGAGCCCCACGAAGCGCAGCCCGAGGCGGCCAGGACCCAGGACCCCGUCGUCCCUGUCCCCGAGGAGGCCAUGGAGGUGGUCCCCACGGAGAGGAGCCCCCCCACCGGGCCACCGAGCCCCACCGGGCCCCCGAAACGGCCCCGUGGCCGGCCCCGCAAGAGGCUCAGCCUGGGCAUGUCCCCUUCGGCGGGGGCGGGGGCGGGCCCCGGCCCCGGCCCGUUGCACGCCGUGGAGACACGGUCGUCCAAAGCGCCGGUCGUACCGGAGGACUCGGACGAGGACUACACGACCACGCCCGCCAGCUCCAGGAAGAGGAAGAGGCCCAACAAGAAGUGGGGCAACUCCCGGGGCCGGGCGGACGGGAGGCCGGGCGGGGCCGCGGUCGCCAGCCCGGCGGUGGCGGUUGCGGGCCCUGCCCAGCCGGAGAGCGACGACGUGGAGGGCCUGCUGUUUGUGUCGUUCACCUCCAAGGAGGCUCUUGGGCUCCACCUGGGCGACCGGGGAGCAGGGAACGACAGGUCCUCCUCAGCUCAGGACUCUCCCGUGUCUUUAAGGGCCACGCUGGAUCCAACCGGAGGUCAUCUGCCCCUCCCCCGCCCCGACUUGCCCGGACUUGGCAACACCACCCCCCUCUCCCCGACAGUUGGCGGAGCCGCGUUUGUGUCGCGGACGGGGAAGACCAGCGACCUGACGAAGAUAAAGGGCUGGAGGGACAAGUUCAUCAAGCGCAGCAAAGAGUCCUCCGCUCAGCAAGAUGGCUCUCAGAAGGACCUGUCGGCCUUCUGCAGCAACAUGCUGGACGAGUACCUGGAGAGCGAGGCGCAGCAGAUCAGCGAGCGGGCCGCCGCCUUCUCCGCCAGCACCGAGGCCCCGGUGGCGUACCAGCUCCCCGAGAAGAGCUCCAGCUACGUGAAGACGCUGGACAGCGUGCUGAAGCACCGCAGCCCGGCGGCAGUGGCGGCGGCGGCGGUAGCGACGCCCAAAGCUCCCAUGCGGGCCAACCGACCCUGUCCCCUCUCCAUGAAGCCCCUCCUCUACUCGGUGCUCACCUCGCCGGCUCCUCCUCUCAAGAUGGACCGACCGGCGGCCCCCAAGGCCAAGUCGCCCAGGCCCAAGCCGGCGACGCCCAAAGCGGGUCCGGACGCGGCCAAGAGCCUUGUGGCUCAGGCCGGAGUCAAGGCCUUACCCAUCUCCCUGUGGUUCCCGGCGGAUAAAACCUCACCGGCUCCCGCCUCUCACGGAUCCCAGGCGACCAGCAGCAUUAGAGCGGUGCCGGCCUUCAAGAUGAGUCCGGGCUGGGGCCUGCUGCAAGCCCACCUUCAGGGCAAGGGCCUGUCCAAGUUGCAGCUUCGCAUGCUGGGCAUGGAGGAGACGCUGGAGCACCAGGGCGUGGUUCGCACCAGCCUCACCCACGAGAGGCUGGACUUCGCCCUGUCGGCGCUGCUGACCGCCACGAUGAAACACAAGCAGCCGUCGGCCGCGGCCCAGUACACCUCGGCCUCGGGCCCUGCCUGCGGCCAGGUGUACUGCCGGCUUGGUUGCGUGUGCUCCAGCCUGGCCCGUGUCAACCGGGGCCCGCUCCACUGUCGCCGGCCCGACUGCAUGCUGGGCUGUGACUGUUUCAAACGCAAGAUCGUCAAGCAGCUCCUGGGAAGCGAGGACGAGAAGCCACCGGAGAGCCAGUCGAACCCUCUAUACGCGGUGAAGAGCCUUCAGCACGAGGUGCAGCCGAGCCCCGGGUCCCACUGGGACCGCAUCUGGCACAAGGAGCUGGCCCCGCCCGACCCGGAGCCCCUGUACGCUCCCAAGAGCCUGGACAGCAUGUGCUACACCUCCAGGCGCCCCGUUUACCAACACGUCCAACCGAUACAGGAAAAGGACAAGGACCCGGUGUAUAAGUACCUGGAGAGCUUGAUGACCUGCGCUCGUGUCCGGGAGUUCAGACCCUCCAUGAAAAACCCCUCCAAAGACACCGAUUCUGCCAAGGCCCCGGUGGCCCUGAAGGGCACGGCCCCAGCCCCGGUGCUUCUUCCACAGCCCAAGAAGGCCUACGUCCCGGCUAGAAAGUUCCCAAACAUCAUAUUGACUUUUAAAAACACAGGGAAGAACUGCGCCGUAGACAACGACCCCCUGGACGCCCAGCAGAUAGAGAUCCUGUCCGAGUGCCACUGGGACGACGACCGCAAGCUCAUCCUGGGGGCUCUGUGUCAACGCAUGAAGCGCGGCAACCUGGCCAUCCCCUUCUGUGCCGGGCCGUACCACGUCUCCCUCAUCGCCAAGAUCCUCAGGCCCAUGGCCAACGGCUCCACCAUCAGCUACAAGAUGCGCAUCUGUAGGCUGAAGGCUGCCAGUGAGGAUGAGGAAGAUGCGGACGACACCUCGGACGAGGAAGAGGUCGACGAGAACGACUCUGAUGACGGGGAAAUUCACAGCAGCGGCAAGGAGCAGGAGGAGGAGGAAGAAGAAGAGGAGGAGGAGGUGAAGAAGCAGGCGUCGAGAGAGGAGGCCCUGAUGGAGGAUCCCUGCUCCCCAGAGACGGAGCAGAUGGGUGUGACUCCCUUCCUGAGCCGCGUGUUGCCCGCCGGGAUUCUCCAGGCCAGGAGGAAGCCAGCGGGGAGCAACACUGUGGGGCUAGUCCAGGUGAACGGCAAAUCCUACCCUCAGGCGUGUCUGAUGCUGGGCCAUGUGGGGUCGCUGCAUCCGGCCAAUCGCCUCGCGGCAUACGUCACGGGCCGCCUCUCCGGCGCAAACCAGCCCCAGAAGAACCCGGUCCCCCCAGCCCAGAAGACCCCCAUUCCCAGAAUUCCCCCUCGCCCUGCUCCAGUUGUGAAGGAGGAGCCGAAGACCAAAGCCAAAGCAGUUACGGAGAGCGAUGUGCCCGCGGCCCACCCCGCGCCCCGUCCCGUCACCACCUUCAGGACCCGCGGGCUGGGCUCCACGGCGCCGCCCUGCAGCACCUCCUUCUCCUCGCCCGUGUCCAUCACCGUGUCGCGCUCCCUGAAGGAGCCCAGCUUCCUGGCCGAGAGGGGCACCUACUCCUUCCGGAUCUGCCCGCCCACCGCCAACCAGGGCCCCGCGGCGGCGGCGGCGGCCGGCGGCCCCGCCCGCCACCCGGCCGGGGUCUCCCUGCCCGGGGGGUUCACCCUCAUCCAGCUGCCCAAACACGGGGCCAACGGGGCCCUGGCGCUCCCGGUGGACCCGGAACGGUUCCCGUCCGCCGCGGACCGCGGGGAAGCCCCGGUGAAGAUCGAGGUCUGCCCCGAUGCCGUCGCCCCCGGUAACGACGCAGACGUCGAGGCCCGCGCCGCCGCAGAAGACCAAUCGGGCGCAAGCGUGCUCGAGGCUGGCUCCUCCAUCCCCAAGCUCGAGUGCGACGAGAAGAUGCAGUCGGGCGACAGCGACGACUCUCUGAGGCACGAACCGAAGACGGAGGACAGAGCGGCAGAGGACGAAGAGUCGGGGCAAGGGUCCUCGGACUCGGACCGCGAGGAGGUCGGAGAUUUGAAGGAGGAAGGUGGCUUGGUGGACGUGGAGACGGUGGAAGAUGUGCCGGUGGACGUGGAGACGGUGGAAGACAUGACGCAGACCAUCGAUGAGCUGAGGAAGUCCGUCGGUGCCUCGUCCCGUAGUUUAUGGGAUUCUAGCGAGGAAUCGGGAUCCUCAAUGGAGUCAAAAUCAAUGCCCACCCAGCCCCCGGCUUUCGCGGUGGAGGAAGAGGAGGAAGAGGAGGAGAUGGAGGAGGAGCCUACAGACCUGGCGACGGGCCACAGGAGGAGGCAGCACAAGGUGCUGGAGAGGCUGCGGCGCAUGGAGCAGCGCGACCUCUUCAUCAAGUUGCAGACCCUCCUCCGCACCGACCCCAAAGCGCCCAAGCUCCGCCUCCUUUCGCAGGCUCAAACUGAGAUCAAAACCCUUGUGGAGACCUCCAAGGCUCUGGAAAAGCAAAAGAAGAAGCUGUGCGAGAUGCAAAAGCUCUACGUCAGGAGGAUUUCCUGUUUGGCUGGAAAGCCCGAAGACCUCAUCAGACACAAGCUCAAAGAGGUCUACGAACGCAAGCAGCUGCUCAACGGUCAAAAGAAGGGCCCCUUCCCUCUUAACAAAUCGCCCCAGCUUGGUGGGCGAGGCCACGCCCCGCCCCCUAUGAGGCCUCAAGCCCCCGGCAUGGCCCCGCCUCCAGGCCCCUCCCACACACCUCCCUGGCCCCCACGCCCAAGGGGCCCGGUAGCCAUCGCCCCGUUCCCGUCCGCGACGCUCCCGGCCAGAGGCAGCCCUCCUCGCUGGCAACCUAAGGACCUGACUCAAGGGCCCAGGGACCAGGUCACCGGCCCCCACGCCCGUGAGAAGAAGCCCAAAGAGAAGGCCCCCCCGAAGGGUGCACUCGUGGCGAUGGCGCCGGAGCCCUCCGACGGCCCGGAAAUGACUCUUCCGCUGAUCCGCACCAAGACGGGCCGGAUCAUUCUGCCGUCCUCUCUGAAACCACUGGGGCAGGGAUUUUACACAAUCACAAUCAUGGAACCCGACAAGGAGAAAGCGGGUAGUAGCGUCGAGCCGGGGGAGGUGGUCCUACCGACCCCCUCGGACCCGAACGCGUCCACAGACCAAGCCUCCAAGCAGGACGGCGAGACCGGAGAGGAAGAGCCCGACUCGUCGUCCCCCACGGGGGACGAGGCCACCACGCCGCCGAAGCCCGUGUCGCUGGGGUCCAGGAAGUCCAUGUCCCCGCUGGUGGAGAUCGCCCGGCUCAACAAGUCCAUCAGCACCUCGUCGGCCAGCCAGUCGCUGCUGCUGCGGAACGACGGCGGCGGCGGCGGCGCCCGCGAGAGCAACGGCACGUCCCGCCUGAGCUUCAGCCCCUGCAGCCUGGUGUACGUCCCGCUGGUGCAGGACCCCGCCAAGGACGGGAGCCCGGGAGCCGGGGAGGCCGGUCCGUCGGUACCGCGCCGUGGCCGGGGGAGACCUCGGAAGCAUCCCCUGGUCCCAGCGGCCAAUCAGACCGCGGACGACGCGGCCUUGGCCGAGUCCAUGGAAGCAGGAGAAGGAGGAAGCCCGGACAAAACGGAGGAAGAGGGGGACAGCCCGGUUCUCGUCAAAAGGGGCAGAGGGCGGCCUCCGAAAAAACGCCCCCUCGAGGAAAAUGACCGGUACGGAGGCAGUCCCCCCGUGAAGGCAAGGGAGGCUGCGCCGAAGAGCCAGGGCCGGGGCAGGCCCCCAAGGGAGGUGUGGCGGAGUCCCGACAAGGCCAGGUCCACUGGGACGGUCUGUAGCCCAGACAUGGACCAGGAGGGGGGGACGGGCAGCGGCAAACGGCCCCUUACCCGCGGGGCUCUCGGGAAGGACUUCCCCAGUGCCAAGCGGAGGUCUUGGAUAGACGUGGAGAAGGAACUUGGACUGGAUUAGCCUGGUUUCUAUGGCGGUGGUGUUGUUGUUUUGGUACGGUCUCUAUGCAAGCGGACGGACACGGGACGAUACUCGCGAGGGGGUGCUUCCUGUGCCACUGAAACCCGACCCCCUUUUCUGGACCCUCGUUGCUCUCAUUACCCAGCAUGCAGCUCAAUUGUUCAACCGAGUUUUUACGUCGACUCAAAUCACAGGGAACCGUGAAGACAUGAACGAAAACACUUCCAAGAGGUGCCUGUAGGUGAUGGUACCGUUUUCAUGUUGGGUCUCAAACAUCCAACGCUUUUUGUCCCAUUUGACAUUUGAAGCUUUGCGUUCAGACACUGGAUUCAGUAACGUGUUUGGUAAAGUAAUGUGUUACGGAAACGUAUAGUCCCAUAUUGGGGUGCAAACACUGGUAUAUCCCAAUCUAUCAAAGGUGAAUCUCUACAGCUGUUGUGUAUCUUUCCUCAGUCCUUAAUGAGGAUGAUAUUAUGAUAUGAUAUUUUGGUCGUCGUCAUGUUUUUCAUUGCAUUGUCUUGGUCGAGGGAACAUAAUGAGUUAUCUGAAUUACAGUAAGGAGAUUUAAGGUCAAGAACUGUCUUGAAAACGUCUUGGACGGUACUUGCACACCACUAAACGGUCACAUACAAGCAGACUUUGGGUUGCCAUUUAUUAUUUUUAACAGCAUCUUGUAAUUUUGUAAGGCUUCUGUUUUGGGGCGGGGGGGGGGUGCAUUAUUCCUCCAUAUGUUAUUUUAUUUACCAAUCAUGAAUUAAGUUAGCAGCACUUUAUUUGAUUAGUUUAAGCAAUCCGUAAUCUCUAACAGCUAGGCAGUGUACUGUUUUGUCUCCAACCCCUUAGCCUCUCUUCCCCAUGUUAUUAAGAGUUUUAGGACGUUAUAGCUUCAGAUAGAUGUGUAAUGCUUUAUUAUUAAUAAUGAAAUAUCUUUCUGCUGUAACCUAAUGUUUGGCAAUGCAUCCAAAUGAACUGUUCUCAACGUGUGUGUGAAUGACCAAUUAUUUGUACAAAGAAACAUUUUUUUUCUUUUUCUCUCCGUUUGUGUGUAAUUAUUUUUCAUGAACUCCGAAGUUGGUGACAAGAUUAUGUGGCCUUGGAAAUAAAUAAAAUGAAUGUUUAUUUUGAAUUACUGCUUAA
Gadus morhua (Atlantic cod) is the source of this 8440-nucleotide messenger RNA. It is a transcript of the gene mgab, whose product is annotated as MAX dimerization protein MGA b. Lineage: Eukaryota; Metazoa; Chordata; Actinopteri; Gadiformes; Gadidae. Gene Ontology annotation, biological process: cell fate specification; regulation of transcription by RNA polymerase II; positive regulation of DNA-templated transcription. Bases 665 to 7303 code for a protein of 2212 amino acids. Gene Ontology annotation, molecular function: protein dimerization activity; RNA polymerase II cis-regulatory region sequence-specific DNA binding; DNA-binding transcription factor activity, RNA polymerase II-specific. The record is from RefSeq and is a predicted model, not a curated record. Gene Ontology annotation, cellular component: nucleus; chromatin. The transcript has 21 exons.